Messenger RNA from Cicer arietinum (chickpea), 1857 nucleotides. RefSeq names its product auxin-responsive protein IAA26-like. Lineage: Eukaryota; Viridiplantae; Streptophyta; Magnoliopsida; Fabales; Fabaceae. Gene Ontology annotation, biological process: regulation of DNA-templated transcription. The record is from RefSeq and is a predicted model, not a curated record. Gene Ontology annotation, cellular component: nucleus.
UGAAUGGAUCGAAUAAAAUGUGUUAAAAAUUACAAGUCAUUUUCAUAAGCAGAAGAGAAGAAAUAAAAGGUGUUUGGGGUAGUGUGCUUGUAACAAGGGUAGGGGAGAAAGAAUAGGAGCUAGAAAUAAAUAGGUGUAGUGUGUGUGUGUGAAGAGUAUCUAUAGGGGUGGUCAGCACAGAAACAAAACAGAAAAUCAGAAUGCUUUACUUCCUGUGCUAAACAACCUUGUUCAUAAAAUUGGUUGCGUGCAUAAUGUUCUAAUUCCGUUCCUGUUUUGUGUUCUUAGGGACUUGUUGUUUUACAAACAGAAUCUCUCUGGUUAGUUAUUUUCACCCUUAAAAAGUGGAAAGAGAAAAUUCAAUACCACUAAGCGUGCAAAUAUAAAGCAAAUACAUCACAAUCUCUUUGCUAUUAUAACUCUCUCUACCUUUCCUAUUUUCUUUUCUCUCUUCCUCUUCUUCCAUUUUUCUAUUUCUCUUUUUUCAAACUUUAUUUUAUUGUCUCUCCCGCAUCAAAGCUCUUCAUUUUCAUAACUACACAACAUGUCUUGUUUCCUCGUUUCAACCUGAAGUAUUGGUUUUGGAAUCUUCUUUUUUAAUACAACAAAGAUCAAAGGGAAGUUUUCAUUUUGAUUUUGAGUUUCUUGCAAGAGUUUGUUGUGUUCAUCUUGUGAUAUCAAAAUGAUGGAUGAAAGAUCAAGAAAUGAAAGAGAAUCUUCUGAAGAAAGAAAGCUAGAGCUAAAGCUUGGUCCACCAAGUAGUGAAGAUUGGUUUUACACCAACAAACUAAAAAAUGAGUCAUUACUAUCUCUUGGAAACAAUUACUUCUCAACAAACAAUAUUGUUCUUCCUUCAUCAUCAUCAUCAUUUCUUAACUUCACAUCAAAUCAACCUAUGAAGGGUAAAGAUUCAUUAUCAUCACAAACCUGUUCACCUAAGGUUGUAGAGUUACAGAAUAGUGGUGAUAACAAAGUACUAUUCUCUCCCUCUUCUGUAAACAACACAGCUGUUUCCAACACUUCUCAGAAAAGAACUGCUCCUGGUCCAGUAGUGGGUUGGCCUCCAAUUCGUUCGUUCAGGAAGAAUCUUGCAAGCAGCAGCAAUUCAAAGCCAUCACCACCUGAGUCACAUACUCAACACAACAAGGUUGUUGGUAAAAAAAUUAUUGAAAAUUAUGGUAAAGGUUUGUUUGUUAAAAUCAACAUGGAUGGUGUUCCUAUUGGGAGAAAAGUUGACCUUAAUGCUUAUGAUAGCUAUAAAAAUCUCUCUUCGGCUGUCGAUGAGCUUUUUAGAGGACUCCUUCAAGCUCAACGAGAUUCCUCUUGUGGUAAGAAGAAGGAAGAUGAAGAGAAAGUGAUUAGAGGUAUAUUGGAUGGAAGUGGAGAGUAUACUCUUGUAUAUGAGGAUAAUGAAGGAGAUAGGAUGCUUGUUGGUGAUGUGCCAUGGCACAUGUUUGUAUCAACAGUGAAGAGGCUUCGAGUAUUGAAGAGUUCUGAGCUUUCUGCUUUUACACUUGGUACUAAGCAAGACAAGAUAUCUACUUGAUUCGGCAAUGAAAUGAAAAGGCUGAUUGUGGUUUUUUACAUAUUCUAAUUUGAAUGUUUUGGUUCUUUUGUCUAUUGAAAAUCAUGGAAUGGAAGUAGUAGCUUACAUUACAAUGAAGUAAUGUGUAUGAUUAUGAAUGUAAUAUUUUUUUUGAAUGAAGAUUUGAAAUGUUUAUGGGUUGUAUAAAUAGGCAACGAAAACUUCACGGAUGUGUGUACACUCAUGAUUUACUAUUGAGUAACUCAUUAACUUGUUUUGGUUUGUAUUUUGAAGUCCCUUUUGUUGAUAUACAUUGAUAUAUCAUAUAACAA